This is a messenger RNA of Talaromyces atroroseus, 981 nucleotides long. RefSeq lists its product as hypothetical. The transcript has 3 exons. Gene Ontology annotation, biological process: DNA-templated transcription. Gene Ontology annotation, molecular function: DNA binding; zinc ion binding. The record is from RefSeq and is a predicted model, not a curated record. Lineage: Eukaryota; Fungi; Ascomycota; Eurotiomycetes; Eurotiales; Trichocomaceae. Bases 1 to 981 code for a protein of 326 amino acids.
AUGCAACGCAUGCGAUGUACUGUAUAUGGAAAGUCUUGCAUCUAUGAGGAUCUCCCCAGACGCGCUAGGCCGUCUCGCUCCCGUAUAGCACAACUCGAAGAAGAAAAUGACCGAUUAAAACGGUCUUUAGUAGCGAGCCUACAAUCUCAUAAGGACAUGGGAAAUGCACAUUCUCUUCCGGCAGAACUGCCUGAAGCAUAUCCUUCUCAUGGCCACCAUGCAUCCUUUGAGAGACAUGUAGUGACGAACAAGCCACAAAACCUGUUCCAAGUGUCAACUUCCUCAGCUCAUCCACCACCUUGUUUAGAUGACAAUGAAGGUGCAACUCCUUCCGUGAAUUAUGCACCGCCUGACGCUGUAGAAUCAAGGUUCGUGAUGUCAGCCGAGGCAGAACCGAGAUAUCAUGGUCCCACUAGCACACUCUUUGAAGAUGGCACUGGAGAUCGCAGGGUCCAACAAAGCAUAUCUUCUUUACCCAGAAUUUCAACUGUAUGGGUGCAGAAAGGCGUCAUGGCAGAAGCGGCAUGUCAACGUCAUUUGGAGAUGAUUAACUUGCGGGAAAACAUAAUUGAUUUUGAUGGCGUGGAUCCUGACCUCGGGAUGCAUUUCAUAAACCUACACUGGAAUCGCCAACAUCACGCUUUCCUUAUAACCUACCGUCCUGCAUUCAUGCGGGACAUGGCAUGUAAGGGUCCGUAUUUCUCUAAACUCCUUCUGAAUGCUAUAUACUUUGGUGCAUCAAAGUUCAGUUCCCGUCUGGAGGUUCGCCAUGAUCUUAACGAUGUCCGCACUGCUGGUUGGCUGUAUCAAGAACGAGUCAUACUCGGAGGAGCUCUUGACCGCAGCGAUAUAACCACAUUUCAAGCUCUCUUAGUAAUAGUAAGCUCUUUGUUUGCAUUGGGCGAUGAAAGAAGUGCCGCGUGGUUAUACGCCGGCACUGCUUUUCGCAUGAUUAUUGAUCUGGGAAAUGCAUGUCGAUGA